This is a messenger RNA of Naegleria gruberi, 717 nucleotides long. RefSeq lists its product as uncharacterized. The record is from RefSeq and is a predicted model, not a curated record. Bases 1 to 717 code for a protein of 238 amino acids. Lineage: Eukaryota; Heterolobosea; Eutetramitea; Acrasida; Naegleriidae. The transcript is spliced from 2 exons.
AUGAUCGUAUUACCAUCACAAGCCGAAGGAAGGGAAAUGAAGAUGAGUUUCAGACCAUCAGCAAAGAAUGAUUCAUCGGCCUUUGUUGCUGCUCUUCAUAAGGAACCUUCUGCUGAUAAAGUAAAAAAGGAAUCAAAGAAGAAUAUAGACUCGAUAAGACAUGUUAUACGCGAAGAGGAUAAAAAGAUUGAUAUAUCAUUGACUUCAGUUGAUGGCCCUUUAUUUAAUCAUGCUGUUAAGAGACAUUUCAUCAAACCACCAGUAACUCAAUCAUUGGAUCGAUCAGCAGGAAAGAAGAGAGUGGAAAUUACAAAGGAGGAACGUUAUGAAAGAGCUGGUGUUUCCACACUGAAGGAAGAAGCACAAUUCCAUAAAAAGAUCUUUAAAGAACAACCAGAACGUAGGGAUAAACCACAAGGAAAGGCAGUUGUGAGAGCCACACCAGAUCCUCAAGUUGCUGGUAAAAUAUCCUGCCCUUCUGAAAAGGAAUCAAGAAGAAAAUUAUUUGCCGAUAAGAACACUGUUGCAAAGAAGGAAUAUGACUUUAAGGACAGUAGAAAGAGGAUUUCAAGUCCAAAAUAUAAAAGCAUUACAGCUCCAUUCCCAGUCAGAGGUGGAGGAAUGAUGCCAGAGGAUGCAAAGAUUGGUAUUAAGGUGCAUUCUUCAACCAAACCAAAAGAUCACGGAGAUGUUAUUUCAUAUACAUUUGGUAAGUGA